AUGGCCGGAGGUCGAUUUCGCGAGCUACUAAAAAAGUACGGCAAGGUGGCGCUAGUUGUACACUGUUCCGUCUCAGCCGCCAGCAUUACCGGAUUGUACGUCGCCAUAAAGAACAAUAUCGACGUCGAAUCAGCUAUGGAAAAAGUUCGUUUCAAGCAACUUGAAUCCGUUCUCGAAAAAUUCGGCAUGAGCGGUCCAAAGGAAGUAGAAGUAGAUACUGCUACAGGGUUUCCACAAUCAAAUCAGGAAUCAAUGGAUGAGGCGACGAAGCCGAGGAAUCGGACGGCUGAGCUCGCGGCGUCGAGCGGCGGAGCAUUGGCGUUAGCGGUUCUUUGUAAUAAGGCUCUGUUUCCGGUUAGAGUUCCGAUCACCAUUGCUCUCACACCUCCGAUUGCUAGGUUUCUAGCAAGGAGGCAGAUCAUUAAAAAUAGUUUAUGA
Messenger RNA from Lactuca saligna, 438 nucleotides. The record is from the annotation of a GenBank genome assembly. NCBI's taxonomy places the organism in Eukaryota, Viridiplantae, Streptophyta, Magnoliopsida, Asterales, Asteraceae.